AUGACUAUCAAGUGUCACUACACAAAAGACUUUUUUAGCGUCUCCCAAGCCUUAGACGACCCCUAUUUAACUACGAGCGAGUACACAGGCGGAUCUGAACCCCAGGAGUGGGUUUCAUAUGAUUUCGAAGUUGGGUCAGGAGCAGGGGCAGUGGCAGCAGCAGUUCCGCCGCCAACGAGCUCUCACGCGGCCAAUGGAUCUCGGGUGCAGCGAGAGAGGAUAAAGAGCUCAACUCCAUUUUUUAUUUACACCAGUGUAUCUUCUUCUUCAUCUUCUUCCGGGUAUCUCUACGUUUGCCCAGAAGAGACACCGAAAGACUUCUGGAAUGCACCACUGCAUACGACAUUGAUAGAUGUGAAUGCAUUAGAACAAGGAAUAGCAGUAGCUUCUCCUGAACAGUUUAUAGACCAGUGGUUCCCAGGUCAUGUCAAAUUGCCGUGUCUGUCAUCUGUGACCUUUCAGAAUUACAGGCAUUGGGAUGUUGUCAAAGCGCAGUUGUCUCAGCCGAUGAUGACAAUCGAUGACGUCAUAACAGCUAUAGAGGUAUACUCGCCAGGAUUCUUGAACAUGAUGGGAAAGUAUAUAAAAUACUUCUUCACUAAAUACCUCCAGCCACAAGUCAGCAACAAAUUCAUGUCUGUGAUUCUGCCUAAACUGCAGCAAUUGGCGCUGGAGUUGCCUCAAUUGAUAACCCAGCCAAUGCCAUGGCUCCAACCGAACUCGAACAUGUCGAUGACGAUGUCGAAGCGACAGAUAGCAUGUCUACUUGCCAACCAGUUCUUCAAUACAUUCCCAAAACAGGACAAGUCAGCAAAGUUGAAUAAACAUCAGCACAUGUUUCAUCUUUUCUAUUCAGAAAUUCGUCCGGGUAAAUAUAAUUCUAACUUUGAGAAAGUGAAGUGCCUUUUGAACUACUUCGACCGAGUGACUAGUCAGGACAGCACUGACGCCACUUCAUCUCAGGUGGUUUCGUUCCACCGGAGGCGUCUGGAGGCACCACCUCCUGAAUGGAGCACAAUGGACACCAAACUCACAAGGUGUCUUGUGAAGUCUGACGGGUUCAUUGAGAAACAGAACAAUAUGUUGCAAGUGGAUUUCGCCAACAAAUGUGUGGGUGGAAGUGUAUAUGGGCACGGCGCUAUCCAAGAGGAGAUCAGGUUCGUGACCCACCCUGAACUGCUCGUUAGCAUUAUGUUCACGCCGGAGCUGCUGGCCGACGAAUGCCUUAUAGUUCAAGGUGCUGAAAGAUACAGUGAAUGUACGGGCUACGGAAGCAGUUUUCGAUUCGUCGCAGACUACAUAGACCCGAAUGCAGUCGAUUCAGUCGGACGAAAACUAGUCACGGUUGUAGCAAUCGACGCCCUUCCUGUAGGACAUCUCCCCCCUAACGAACAAUUCAAAGAGCCGACACUAACUAGAGAGUUGAACAAAGCCUAUGUCGGUUUCCAAAAACCCGAUACCAGUAACUCGGCAACAGGAUCGCAGACGAAACCAACAGCUGUCGCUACUGGCAAUUGGGGAUGCGGGUCUUUCGGUGGCAACCCGACUUUGAAGUUUUUCAUCCAAUGGAUGGCAGCUUCGUAUGCGGGAAGGGAUAUGCUUUAUCUGACAUUUAACGACAUUGCAUUGACGCAGAUUUUGUCUCAAAUUUCAACUGCGUUGCAUCAGAAAGCUUUCUCUGUGAGCGAUCUUUGGAACAUCAUUUCGAUGUAUUGCCAGUUUGGUCUGGGCGUAUCUCUACCUGAAUUCAUGAUUAACAACCUACAGAUUUAG
Molecule: messenger RNA, 1773 nt
Organism: Symsagittifera roscoffensis
Lineage: Eukaryota; Metazoa; Xenacoelomorpha; Acoela; Convolutidae
Product: poly(ADP-ribose) glycohydrolase-like
Exons: 7
Coding region: 1-1773 (590 amino acids)
Biological process (GO): carbohydrate metabolic process; nucleotide-sugar metabolic process; ATP generation from poly-ADP-D-ribose
Cellular component (GO): nucleus; cytoplasm
Molecular function (GO): poly(ADP-ribose) glycohydrolase activity
Source: RefSeq, a predicted model, not a curated record